CUUCCGAGUGGAAAGGCCAAKCGGAUAUUUAUACAUCCAGUACCUGUCUCAUUGUUCAAUCUGUGAUAUAGCGUUUCCCAUGAUCGUAACUUUUAUUCUGAAGGCGAAUAUAAACCGGAACUAAUGUUUUUUUUAAGCGACUUCCUGCAAAAUGAGAAAAAAAAUAUAACUUCCAGGUAAACAGAUAUUUCAGCCAAGUGACUAAAUGAUUGCUUGGGUUUAGUUAAGGACGUCCCUGUGACUGAUAAUAAUGGAUUAUCGGAAUUUAACGGAACCGGUGGUGAAUACGGGGUUAUCUUUYCCUCUACCUGCCCUGCGCCUGUUCAUCCCACCGCUGCGGCUGUUUUCUGCAGCGAUGUGGCAAGUGGCCCAACGAGGGGAUAUAAUGGACUACGGGAAGCUGGAAGAGUUUGUGACAUUUGUUACAGAGACGGUUCCAGAGCUGCUCAGUUUCAGACAGAGAACCCAGCUCAUGUUGGGCUUACGAGCAAAGUUGGUUUUGGAGUUGUGCCGCACGGAGCAGACAGCAGGACUUCAGAGCCAUCUGGACAGGAUCCACGCUGCAAGAUCACAUCCGGGGGAUGCAGACUUUUGUUGCGCAGAAGYGGAAGCCUCUAAAUCAAAUUUCCUUGCACUGGUACAAACUCUUAUCCAAGACCCAGUUGAGAGGRAACAUUWCUUCCAGGUCAGUAUAUGGUUUUGUUGGUUCAGUUUUUUAAACACCAAAGUUUGAACAUUUGUAUGGUCUGUCAACAUUGGUAUAACAAAACAGAUAAAACCAGUAGUAUCUAGGCUACAUUGUCAAUGUUUUAUGUUUUUGUGAUAAUAAACCUAUCGCUUCAUAUUCUUAGGCUACAUUUAAUCUUUGAAAGAAAUGUGAAAAGUAGCCAGCCAAAUAAUUGAUCCCCCUGUCUUUUUCAUCUCUCCCAUUAGGAAGUGUUUCCUGUAGACUAUGGACCCAAGUAUGACUCUGCCCUGCAAGGAUUAAUGUGGGAGUUUCUCUCCAGGCUGGAGCAGCUCCUUCCAGUACCAGACCUCAAACAGACAGUGUCUUGGCUCAAUGCUGCACCCUSUGUCUUGGAAGAGUGUGUCAACUCUCUAUCUCAACCUCUACAGUUGAAGACUCUACUUCAACAUCAUAGAGAACUAGGAUAUUUGGACACCAAUGCAACUUCUUCCUCCUCUGCUGGCGACUGCAUCUUCUCCUCUCUGUCUCUCACUCCGGUACUGGUGACGGCCACUAGAAAGACAGAAACAGAGAUCCAAUCAGAGUUGAUGGAUGGCUGUAUGGACCCAGCCUUAUAUGGUGUAGAGAUGGAAACAGAGUCUGUAGUAGUGACUGAGUAUGCAGAAGUGGAGCUGGGGACCAGUACAUACACCAGAGAGGAAAGGGAGUUUAGUAUAGAGAAGACUGAGUCACAGAACCCAAGAGACAGUCAGGCUGAAUUGAAUGGGGAAGAGCGGGAGUUGGUAGCCAUGCCAAGCGAGGAAGAACGUCAAGAGGGACAAGUGGAGGUUAUUUGUGAGGAAGUGGGGCAUCCUAACGGAGACGCUGAGCUUGUUUCAGAGGAAACCAGUGCCRUGAACACAGAGGAAGCCGUUUUCUGUGCAGAGGUGGGGGAUGUGUGUGUGGAUCUGGAGUCAAUGAAUAGAGAGGUGGAAAUGAUUUAUGAGGAGGUGGAGCAUGUUGAACAUCAGGAGUUAGUUGGGCCUAUAUGUGCAGAGAAUACAAUUGACAGACCGUCCACCCACAAUGAGAAGCUACAUGACGAAAAUGGGGUCACAGAGGAGGKGCGYGAGAAGGAUGCACAGGAGAGAAAUGAAGCUGGUUAUGUCCCCCAAACUGUCACGGAUCAAGGAAGUUCCCAAUGUACGCCACAARAUGUAAUGAACCAGCCUGAACUGGUCACAUCCUGUCUGCACCAAAAACCCACCUUAGGGUUCCAGAGACUGGACGUCAGUGUCCUGCCUCUCCAAAUGUCCUCCCCCUCUCAACCAUUGAGAAGAAACACAAGACUCCAGAUGAAGACAGUGGGAUCAAAAGGACCCAAUGGAGGGCAGCUCAAGGCAUUGGAGGAGGGUAAUGGGACCUGGGGUGUCCCUUUAUACCUGUCUCCAGACCCAAGGGAAGACUCUGAAGACCUCAGCGCCACUUCUGACAGCUCCACAAUGAAUGGAAAUAAAGGUGGGACGGUGGAGGCUCCCUCUCUUGUCUUCGCCUGCUCUCAGUGCUCUUUUAACCAUGCCGACGAGGUGACCCUCCGGCAACACCUUAAAGCGCUUCACCCAGAGKACUACAGAAGGAUGCUUGCUGCUGGAGAAAAUGAAACAGAAACCCCUCCAGGGUCUUCCAGUAGCACCCCUCUGAACCCAUGUCUCUCAGACAUUCCCCACACACUGGGGAAGUCUGGCAGGCAUACAUCACGCUCCAAAACAUGCUCUGUGUGUGGAAAGACCUUCUCUCGAGCGACAGAUAUGAGGAGACACCAGAGAUCCCACACUGGGGAGCGGCCUUACAGGUGCACCCAAUGUGGGAAGACUUUCCAGUACUCCUUCGACUUGAAAAGACACCAGCGAAAGGGCCUAGGGUCAAGGCCGUUCCAGUGCUGCGCGUGUGGAGAGGGCUUCGAUCGGGAGGAAGAUCUAAAGACACACUGCAGUGUGGCUCAUUUAGCAGAGUCGCCAGUCUCUGAUGAUGACGACGUUGGGAUCAAGUUAAACCUCCCAGCAGGCCUUGAGAAUGAGCAGUGUCCCAGCGAAGAGGGUCAACACAAAUGUCCAGAAUGUGACAUGUCUUUCAGUCAGAUAUCCCAAAUGAAGCGACACCAGCUGAUUCACUCCGGUGGUGACCCGCUGCAGUGCAACCAGUGUUUGAAGAAAUGUCAAAACUCUGAUGCCCUCACAAAACACAUGCAAAUGCACAACGGCGCUCGACCAUUCCAGUGUUCUAUGUGCAAAAUUAACUUCACGCAGCUAGUUUGUCUUAGGCAACACUAUUUGAAUGCUCAUAAGGAAGAGGGUUCAUUUCUGUGUUCCCAUUGUCCUAAAAGUUUCUCAAGGCUAUCGAACUUGAUCAAACACCAGAGAACUCAUACAGGUGAGCGGCCUUACCAGUGCUCUCAUUGUCCAAAGAGAUUCACACAACUACAGAUCUUGACUAGACAUGAGAGAAUUCACACAGGAGAGAGACCAUUUCUUUGCCCUGACUGUGGAAAAAGCUUUCUCUCUUCUGGUGAAUUGUCAAAACACCUUCAGUGUCACUCAGAGGAGAGACCCUUCCCUUGUCUCGAGUGUGGAAAGACUUUCAAGGCCAAUCGGUUUUUGAAGAAACACUUACAGACUCAUACAGGAGAGCGUCCUUUCCCCUGCUCCCAGUGUGGGAAGAGAUUUUCCAAGUCGACUGAUCUGACCAGGCAUAAUCGCAUGCAUACAGGGGAGAGGCCACAUAUGUGCUCUCAGUGCGGUAAAAGUUUCUUAACUUACUCCGAAGUGGUGAAACAUCAGCGUUACCACACUGGAGAACGACCAUUCAAAUGUGAGCAGUGUGGGAAAAGUUUUACCCAGUCCUGCUAUCUUACAGUACAUAAGCGGAUACACACAGGAGAGAAGCCCUACUCCUGCAGCGUGUGUGGAAAUCGCUAUAACAGCACCACUCCACUGAAGAGACACAUGCUCAGCCACACGGGAGAGAAGCCAUACGUGUGUACUGAAUGUGGGAAGGCUUAUAACAGAUUGCAUCUUCUGCGUACACACGAGCGAACUCAUGCAGCAGUUGAGGCUAAUGAAGAGGACAGUUGCUGCCGGUACACAGGCUGGUUGUUCAGAGGCGAGUGCCAGGCUCUACUCUGGUUCUGGAGCUGUGCCGAGGCCCUGUCGACCCUCAAACCAUCCACCUUACCUGGACAGAAUGCCACUGUAAUCAGGAUGUACAGGAGUGGAUCUGACAAGGUGACCCCCUUUACCUGCCCUAAGUGUGCCUACCACAGUCUGGAGGAAAAGAGCCUUCACCUCCACAUGCAAAGCAUUCACACAGAGGAGUACAACAAGCCCAAUGUGUCUGGGAAAAACAGAGCAGAGGUUUCACCAUGUCCCGACAGCACUCGCCAGAUAUUCACAUCAAUCAAACCUCUCCUUUCUUCAAAAACUUUAACAACUGAAACUCGUGAGAAUCAAACCGGUAAUGCUGGGACUCCCACCAAAGCAAAAGGCUACCAUAAGGCCCACACAUGCGCCACGUGCGGUAGGAUCUUCACUCGCUCCUCAGAUGUGAGGAGACACCAGCUCACCCACACGGGUGAGAGACCUUUCCACUGCUCUCAAUGYGACAGGACCUUCCAGCAUUCGUGGGACCUGACCAAGCAUGAGAAGAAACAUGGUGGGACAUCYAUCUCUUUCCCCUGCCAGAAGUGCGGGAGCUCCUUUGCCAACCUCCGCUCUCUGACAGCCCACCACAGAAGUUCCCACCUGGGCGAGAGCGACCUGCCCCACCUCUGCUCCAUCUGUGGCAAGAGCUUCCCCUCCUCCUCUGAGUUGCUGGAGCACAGGAAGAGCCACGGGACCAGCCUCCAGUACAUCUGCCAGCAGUGUGGCGAAAGCUUCCACUCCCUGCUGGCUCGCUCCCAACACCGGCAGACCCACCUGGUAAAGCGGCAGUUCAAGUGCCCGCACUGCGACAAGAGCUAUACGCGCAAAGCUGAUGUGAAGAGGCACAUGUUCUCCCACAGCGGCGAGCGACCGCACCAGUGCAACCAGUGUGGGAGAUGCUUUUCCUUCCUCUUCCUGCUCAAGAAACACCAAAUAGUUCACACGGGCGAGAGGCCUUUCCAGUGCUCCUACUGUCCCAAGAGGUUCACAUUGAUAUCCAUCCUGAGCAGACAUGAGAGAAUGCACACCGGGGAGAGACCCUUCCUCUGCUCUCAGUGUGGGAAGAGCUUUCUGUCCCAGGGGGAGCUGUCCAAGCACCACCGCUCCCACACUGAUGAGAGACCGUACGCUUGCAAUCAGUGUGACAAGAGGUUUAAGAGCAAAAAAUCCCAACAGGAACAUAUCAUCUCCCACACCGGCGUGCGCCCUUACCCWUGCUCUUAUUGUGGGAAAGGGUUCACCAAACCAUACGCUCUGACCAGGCACCAUCUCAUACACACAGGGGAAAGACCAUUCCCCUGYGUCCACUGUGGGAAGACAUUUCUCACCCCCGCAGAGGUACAACUACACAUCCGCAUUCACACAGGGGAACGCCCUUACCCCUGCCCUGAUUGUCAGCUGAAGUUUAGGAGUUCGUCAGACUUGGCACGACACAAACGCUUUCAUACAGGGGUGCAGACAUUUGUCUGUAACCAGUGUAUGAAAAACUUUCCCACCUCGUCCAAACUGAAGAAACACAUGGAGAACCACUCAGAGGCAGUCCAGAGCUCAGACUUUGGAGAAAAUUCAAACCAAGGUGAACGUGGAAAGAGGAAGCUGGCGGAUCGUUGGGAGAACAACCUCUAUAUUGUUACGGAGAAGAAUAGUGACAACCACAUCUUCAAGAUACAGAACAUGUCGACUGGCCAGGAGAAAACGGUCCACCGUAAUCUGAUAAUUCCUGUAAACUUCUUGCCUCUCCCUGACACUGCCUUGGAGACACCUAAUACGGGAGACCGUGAGGAUCCGAAUGAGGAGAUGGAGGACUCAUCCAUGAACGAUAUACAAGAAAUGGACAUUGGUGAGAGGACUAGUGCGGGGGUAUCAGAACAGACCUCGGGGAAGCACAGCCGGAGCACGCUGAAAAAGAAACCCCAGAUGUGCUGGAAGAUGGGCCACUGGCGAGGGACCCUCAGAACUCACCACAUUCUGAGGGUGCCACUGGUGGCACAAGCAUGUCUCCCUCUCCUCUCCCUCUGCCUCUUGGUUCCACCCAUUCAGCUUAUGUCAGCGUCCAUAUGGCAGGUGGUGCAACAGCGAGAUGCCAUGAAUUAUGCAAUGCUGGCGGAGUUUGUCUCCCUGGUGACAGAGAUGGUCCCGGAGUUGCUGRUCUAUAGGCACAGGGCCCAACUUAUUUUGGGAUUGCGAGCAAGGCACAUUCUGGAGUUGUGUCGCAGUGAGCAUCCUGUAGAACCUCAGGUCAUCUUAACCCAGCUGUACAUGAUUCAACCACUUACCCACUUCAGUAAUGAUGUAAGUGACACAGAGGUGGAGUCGUCAGAGACUAAUUUUCUGGAGCUGGUCCAGACCCUGCUUAAAGACCCUGAUGAGAGAGAGCAUUUUUUCACAGAGAUAUUCCCAGUGGAGUAUGGACCACAAUAUGACAUCGAGCUGCAGACUCUACUGUGGGAGUUCCUSUCCAGAUUGGUUCAACUGUUACCGACCCCUGACCUCGCACAGACAAUGGCAUGGCUCGGUACUGCCCCCUCAGUCUUGGAUGAUUGUGCCCAUGUUAUAUCUCAUCCAGCAGAUCUGAAGAGUCUGCUCCAGCACCAUAAACGUCUUGGGCAUUUGGAGCAACAUGUACCCCCCUGCGCCAUGGGCGACUGCAUCCUGUCCUCUCUCUCCAUCCCGCCACACAGUAGAACGGUGAUCAGCACUGAGCAGACCACCUGUGACAACCAGUCAGAACCCUCGCAGGAGUUUGUGGAUGACUUCGAGGUGGAAAUUGUAACUCUGACAGAUUAUGAAGAGGUUGAAUUAGGUUUGAGUCAGGAGGAGGUGGAGGAUGGGAACRAUGACGAAGGACAGACCAUGGAGGACAAGGAAGAAGAGCCUAAAGAAACGCCCGUUGAAGAAGUGGAGGAAGAGGAGAAAGUGAUGGAGGACCAUGAAGAGAGGGGCUUGGAGAACAACUCGCAUCUAGAAGAAGCCGAGGAUGACCCAGCAUCCUCCCAUCACCAAACAUCCUCUGGGCCACACAUCUGCUCAGUCUGUGAGAAGAGCUUCAAGUUUGCCUCUGCACUAAUAGCCCACCAGGUCAUCCAUACAGGAGAGCGCCCGUAUGUGUGCCAUCUGUGCGGCCGGUGUUUCUCCUUCAGGCAGUCUCUGGACAGGCACAAACAGACACAYAAGGAUGGGCGCGUUUACGACUGCUUGAUCUGUGGGGAGACCUUUCAGUCCUUGUCAGCCCGCACAGAGCACAAGAAGAGCCAUAUGGAGCAAGGCGCUUACCAGUGCUCACAGUGCCACAGGAAGUUCAACUGGGCGUCGGCUAUGGUGAGACACCUGAAGGCUCACACAGAGGGCACUGAGGUCAAAACGCAGGAACUUACAAAAAGCCUGAAGUCUGAGAAAGAGGAUAUAGGGAUUAAAGACAUUGUAGGAGAGGUGGCUAUUGAACCCCCUGUGUUGGAGGAUGGAGGGAAAUCCUGUCACAAUCCACAGGAAGGAGCGGGUCUCAAACAACAGGAAGGAGAUGGUCAGUCUGGUCAGUCCACUUCGUCUGAGCCUGCAGUGUUGGUGCCUGGACUUCUGGACAAGGUCGUAACACUUGUCAAGGUCCGUACCAGUGGUAGGAAAACGAAACCGACCUUGAAGGUGCAGAUGGUGAACCUGCAGAAGCUCAARGGAAAGGUUGCCACCCCAAAGAGGAGGACGGGUGGAAGCUUGAUGAACCCCCAGGGUUUCACACCAUUGCAUUUUAAGAGUGAGGAACACUCCUAUGGCUCRCCAGUGGUCUCAACAAAGGAAGSAGAUAYAGGUACAGAUACAUUGGUUACCUACAUGUAUUAUUUUGUUACRUACAUUGCUUAA
Salvelinus sp. IW2-2015 is the source of this 7719-nucleotide messenger RNA. Lineage: Eukaryota; Metazoa; Chordata; Actinopteri; Salmoniformes; Salmonidae. The record is from RefSeq and is a predicted model, not a curated record.